AUGCUUCCUUCAAGGGAUGUCUUGAGUCAAGAACAACCGGGUGCACCUCGGGACCCUUGGUUUCACGAUGAUCGCUUUCUUCGUCUUUUCUACGAAAAUUUCCAUGUGGCGCAUCCCAUCUUGGUGCCGAGUGCCACUUAUCAUGAUAGACAGUAUCCCGAGUUCUUGCAGCUAGUGGUGAACUUCGUCGGAUCUCACUACCUUCCUUCUAGCCCAACACAGGGCUAUAAAGACAAGGUCAUCGCAGAAUUAACCUGCAAUCCAGAGCGGUCAUCAUGUAUGGUGCAGGCCUGGCUAAUCUACUCGAUCGCCAUCUACGCUCGAGGAGAAUGGCAAGAAGCCCAGGACGCAUUUGCCCAUAGCGUCGAGAUUGCCUUGGAGCUAGGGAUGAAUCGUCAGGACUUCGCCGUGUCUGUCCAUUCUGAGAACAGUGUUGAGGCUGAAAGCCUGCGUCGGACAUGGUGGGAAUUAUACAUUACCGACAUCUUCAUCGCGGCCCCGUUUAAGAGUAAUACUUUCCUUUGCAGUACGAUGGCACCGGAAGUCGGCCUACCAUGUGAAGACUCGGCAUAUACGGGCACCUAUGACAUCCCAACGCCGCGGAAAAUAAUCGACUUCAAACGCAGAGUCUUUGCGCCUGAAGAAACAGUCUUCUCAUCGUUCAGCUACCGGAUUGAAGCGACAACAAUUCUUUGCCGCGCGAUUGUAUUGAACCGGCUACGUGACUACCAUCGAGAUCAUCUGCAAGCUGUGGAAAAUGCGCUUGUCAGUUGGGUCAAUCAUCUACCACCCCGAAAGCUAGAUAUUGUCGACUCUUAUGGUAAUAUUGAUGAGAUGAUGUUCCAAGCACAUAUUACGAUUGCCUACGCGACAAUGUUGUUACAUCUCACCCGAAGUGACCUUCAAUCUGUUUUGCCCCGUACCGAUGAACAAUUUUGGCCAGUUCCUACUCGGCACAUUGCAUCGACACUCAAUCGUCCCAUCCACAGCAUCAAGGCGACCGAGGCUUCGCGGAGAAUAUCUGACACAAUCUCACUCUGCCCAAAUGUCCUUAAACAUUCGCCCUUUGUCAUACCUGCCUUGGCGCUGUGCGGGAUGAUUCAACUCGCGACUUCGGUCAAGCAUACCGAGGAGUGCUUUGACCACCAUUACAAUCGAGUUACUCUUAUCCUGGGUUGUCUCAAAAGUACAAAGCGAAUAUGGGGCCUCGCAGAUGCCGCAUACACACAGCUUCGUACGUCUGCAGCUGAUGCGCUCUCUGAUUCAAUGGAAAGAUGGAGCACAGAGCCUUUGAGAAAGUUUUUCCCCUCGGACUCGACGCCGAGCAGUACGGAGAGAACUAAUCAGCCAACUCGGCCAAACUCUGCCAUAUCGGAGGGACAUGAAUUAUUGUUCCCACCGAUCGCACCCGCCUUUGUUGAUCCGACUUGCUACAACGAUACCUUUUUUACAUCGUUACCGGAUUUUGACAUUAAUUAA
Penicillium macrosclerotiorum is the source of this 1479-nucleotide messenger RNA. RefSeq names its product fungal specific transcription factor domain-containing protein. Lineage: Eukaryota; Fungi; Ascomycota; Eurotiomycetes; Eurotiales; Aspergillaceae. The record is from RefSeq and is a predicted model, not a curated record. Gene Ontology annotation, molecular function: zinc ion binding; DNA binding. Gene Ontology annotation, biological process: DNA-templated transcription. Bases 1 to 1479 code for a protein of 492 amino acids. The transcript has a single exon.